This is a messenger RNA of Effrenium voratum, 1290 nucleotides long. NCBI's taxonomy places the organism in Eukaryota, Dinophyceae, Suessiales, Symbiodiniaceae. The record is from the annotation of a GenBank genome assembly.
AUGCUACCUGACAGCGCUUUCGAGCCUUGGUGGGGCGCCCUUGGACCAGAGAACCGCAUUUACGCAACUGCCGCUGCGUACUGGUUGCUAAAUUGCACAACAACAAUCGUCGUCGACCAAGGGACUGUACUCAGGAGACUGCAUAGCAAGGACGACGGCAAGCCUCUGGAAAAGGAAGUCGCAAAGUCUCAUACGAGAAAUGCAUUUUCUUUGUUGCACUAUGCGCAACUUGGAGUGUAUCGCAAGCAGUCUACCUGCCACCGCCUUCGCAAGCGGCGUGCCCCUGCGGAGGCGCAGCAUGCUCUUGCGUUCUGCAAUUUGCUACAUUUCUUCAGGCACAAGCACGCUGGUGAUGUGGAGCAGUAUCGUGCGCAGUGUUUGCAGCUGACAGACUCGGUCAGGAAGCAGUUUAAGGCCGACGCGGACGCGCCCGAGCCAGCGCUCCCAGACCUCUCGCACAUGGAGGCUGUUUUGCAGAGCCUGCAGCAGUACUCGGAUGAGGCAGCCCCGUUUGAAUUACUAGGGAAAAUUCUCAACUUCAAAGUGCGUGGCGGGAGCAGCGGGCAGCACAGCGGCCUUUUAUACCCGGCGACGCUUGACGUGCUUCCCGCCCUUGUUCUGGCGCAGCAGCAUGCUGCGGGAUCUUGCCGCGGCCGGUUUGCUGCCGAGAUGCUGCGCGCAGCAUAUCCGGCCGUGCGUUUGACAGCUGCCGACUGCAAUUUCAUCGCAGGCAAGCUGGUCAGGCAUGCCCCCCACUUGCUGGGCACGGGGCUGGUACUUCCUACAGAUGUGCCCGCAGAGGAAUUCGCCCCCGAUGUGUCCCAGUGCGUGCGUUGCAACAGCCUGCUGGCAGUCCUCCACAUGAGGGUGGUGCCUUGCUUCACCAGCGCUUCGCAGUGCAAACUUGUCCAGCUAAAGUAUUUGCGUUGCGUAGGCUGCCGUGCCGCAUAUCACGGACCUUGGGUUGAGCCCGUCCGCCCAAAAAAUCACGGGGGCGGCAAGUUCUUGAGCGCACUCCCGCCGGCAGUCUUCAACACGACGCCGAACUUGCUCUUUACAGCCUCCAUGCUUGAUUCCGUGACCGACAUUCUGCUGCAUUGUGGUGGAUCGUUCCACGGCAUCGCAGAGUUGCUUCCUCUCCCCGCUGGCCUCAAGCGAAGGAGUGUGGAGCGACUGCUCCGUGACACUUGGUUGCAGCACAGCGUCUGUCGCAGCUUGGGUCAAGCUGGUCUGCAUGUUGACUGGAGUGUGCAGCAAAAUCGGAUGGAGGCGUGGUGUCGAGGCUUGUGA